UCAUACGUUGUUGAUCUACAGAUGUCGCUUGAGGCUGUCAUAAAAUAACAACAUGCACUCAUUUUACGGCCGAAGCCUCACUACAAUGAACGACGGCUUGUUUCGUGUAGUUCUCCUACUACUGGUGUUGACAAACGUCACGUCAGCCUCGAAGAUACUGGUGAUGGCUCCCACGCCGUCCAUUAGCCACCAGAAGGCCUUCCACGUUGUAACAAAGGCGUUACUUGAAAGGGGGCAUGAAGUCACCUUAUUCACGACGGAUCCACUCAAGGUAAAUCAUCAGAAUCUGACCGAGGUCGAUCUGUCUUCGUCGUAUAAAAUGAUCAGAGAGUUAGACAUCGUAGGCAUGGCUGACGUGACACCUCUGGAUGUACUCAUGAGCUUACUAGCGAUGCCAUCGCCGAUCAAGUCUCAAUUGAAAGAGUCAGCAGUACAAGAUUUCAUCAGGAGAAACCACACCUUUGACUUGAUGAUCCUCGAGCGUCUGCCUUACCAAGGCUACUAUGGACUGCACCACAAGGUUGGCUCGCCACCGCUCGUCGGUUUCGUGACGUUGUCUGCAUACUCGCCUGUGUAUUACGCCUUGGGCAACCCCAUGAAUCCAGCCUACAUCCCUGAAAUCUGGGAGGGCUUCUCUGAUCACAUGAACUUUUGGCAGCGCCUGUACAACACGUACUUUGCACUACGUUUCCACUAUAUGUGGUUCUACAAAAUACUUCCGCAGCAGGAGGUGAUUAUGAGGGACCAUUUCGGAGCGGAGCCACCUUCUGUUUACGAAACGGAGCGCAACUACAGCCUGCUCAUAGUCAACAACCACUUUACCACGGAGUAUUCGCGGCCGCAUCUACCGAGCGUCAUAGAAGUGACGGGACUCCACGUAUCGACCAAGGCUGAACGAUUACCAGAGAACCUACAGAAAUUCAUAGACGGAGCCGAACACGGCGUCAUCUACGUCAGUCUCGGAUCCAACGUCCGGAGCAACGCAUUGCCCCGGGAGAAGUUCCAGGCUUUUCUGGAGGCGUUCAGACAGCUGCCGCAACGCGUCCUCUGGAAGUGGGAGAACGACACACUGCCUUCGCAGCCGGAGAACGUGAUGGUCAGCAAGUGGAUGCCGCAACAAUCCGUGCUGGCUCAUCCAAACGUCCGCCUUUUCAUAAUGCAAGGAGGUCUUCAGAGUAUGAAUGAGGCGACGUACCACGCUGUCCCACUUGUGGUCAUACCUUUCUUCGCCGACCAGCCGCACAACGCCGCCAAGAUUUCGCAGGCGGAGAUCGGCGUCAGGCUGGACUACCAUGACGUCACUAAGGACAACCUGCUGGCCGCUGUACGGACCGUUCUGGAUGAACCAAAAUACGCAGAAAACAUGAAGAGACUUUCUGCCGUAUACCGCGAGCACAAGGCGGACUCCCUGGAGCGCGCCGUGUGGUGGAUCGAGUACGUGAUCCGCCACAGAGGGGCCCCUCACCUGCGCAGCGCCGCCCUCGACCUGCACUGGUGGCAGCUGAUGCUGCUCGACGUCAUCGCUUUCGUUCUGGCUGUCGCCGGCCUCACACUCUGCCUCGUCUACUUCGUCACGCUGCGGGUAGUCUCCUUCUUGAGAGGCAGCAAACAAAAGCAGAAGCAGAAGAAACAGUGAUGUUCUCAGGACAACGUUUAAGCAGUCACUGUAGGUUUAGCGAAGUUUACUACAGUUCUGAACCUUUAAAGACAUUUCCUGGAGAGUGAAAUCAUGAUUUGUGUCGGAUGAUACGUAUCGUGCCACUGAAGCACUACUGUCAAAUUUGUGUAAGACCUUCUCAUGACAGCAGUAGUGCCAAUGCAGACAGCACUUUGCGGUGGAAACAGAUUCUAGUCUGUAAAUCUCACAUUUUUGCAGUAGCGUAAUAUCUCUCUCUUUUUUUUAGACACUUUGUUGCUUGACUAUCCACCUUGUUUCAAAAAUAAACAAAAUACGUAACCCCUUUUCAGAUACAAUUCACAGUUAUUUCCGUUUCCAAACUGUUAACAUUUCAUAAAUACACAAGAACAACAGUUUAAAUCGUACAUUAACUGUAAUUUAAAAUUAUCAUGCAAGUAAAUUUAUACUACAACAAAAGUAACAUCACAAUAGUUAUGGAAGACUGCUUAAUUAUUAAUAUCUACAUAAGUGUGUACAUAAUAAAUGAACUGAGUACACAUAUUAUGUUAGACCUGUGCCUUACUGUUGGACAAGCAUUUAGAAAGUGAUCUGUAGAGAUUUUGUCUAGAGAAUGCUGAAUUUCUCUGCUCUGUAUCACUAUCGGGAGUUGUACUCACUUUUUUUAAUAAAGUUUUUUCUUUUAUA
Molecule: messenger RNA, 2323 nt
Organism: Schistocerca gregaria
Lineage: Eukaryota; Metazoa; Arthropoda; Insecta; Orthoptera; Acrididae
Product: UDP-glucosyltransferase 2-like
Exons: 7
Coding region: 53-1636 (527 amino acids)
Molecular function (GO): UDP-glycosyltransferase activity
Source: RefSeq, a predicted model, not a curated record